UUAUUUAGUAAUGGAGUUGAUGGAUGCCAAUUUGUGCCAGGUGAUUCAAAUGGAGUUAGAUCACGAGCGAAUGUCUUACCUGCUCUAUCAGAUGCUGUGUGGUAUCAAACACCUUCACUCUGCAGGAAUCAUUCACAGGGAUUUAAAACCAAGUAAUAUUGUGGUAAAAUCAGACUGUACGUUGAAGAUCCUGGAUUUUGGACUGGCAAGGACUGCAGGCACUAGCUUCAUGAUGACACCCUAUGUGGUCACACGCUAUUACAGAGCACCAGAAGUCAUCCUGGGAAUGGGCUACAAGGAGAAUGUGGAUAUAUGGUCAGUAGGAUGCAUUAUGGGAGAAAUGGUGCGCCAUAAAAUCCUCUUUCCAGGAAGGGACUAUAUUGACCAGUGGAAUAAGGUAAUUGAACAGCUGGGAACUCCCUGUCCAGAAUUCAUGAAAAAGCUCCAGCCCACGGUGAGGAACUACGUGGAAAACCGGCCUAAAUAUGCUGGCCUCACUUUCCCUAAACUUUUUCCAGACUCUCUUUUUCCAGCUGAUUCAGAACACAACAAACUCAAAGCUAGCCAAGCUAGGGACCUUUUAUCAAAGAUGCUAGUGAUUGAUCCAGCCAAACGGAUAUCAGUGGAUGAAGCCUUACAGCAUCCAUACAUCAAUGUCUGGUAUGACCCAGCAGAGGUGGAGGCGCCACCUCCACAGAUCUAUGACAAGCAGUUGGAUGAAAGAGAACACACAAUCGAAGAGUGGAAAGAAUUAAUCUACAAGGAAGUAAUGAAUUCCGAAGAAAAGACUAAAAAUGGUGUAGUAAAAGGACAACCUUCUCCCUCAGCAGUGAACAGCAGCGACAGCCUCCCUCCCUCCUCAUCUGUCAAUGACAUUUCCUCCAUGUCCACAGACCAGACCCUGGCAUCGGACACCGACAGCAGUUUGGAAGCUUCUGCAGGGCCCCUCGGUUGUUGCAGGUGACUAGCCGCCUGCCUGCGAAACCCAACGUUCUUCAGAAGAUGAUGCAGUUUGUAGGGAGACAAAUCUAUGGUGAUUAGUGAAAGAAUUUGAGGAUGGUAAGGAAAAGAGAGAGAGAGAGAGAGAGAGAAAGAGAGAAAUCAAAAUACACAUACUGAUUAAGCAAACAAAAAAGUCCCUUUCAGCCUGCUUCUCCUAAAAAAAAAAGAAUAGUGUAAAUGCAGCUAAGCUCAAGUGUAUAUUUAACUUAUAGUUGCUCUGCUUUGGUCUUCUUCCAAUGAUGCUUACUGCACAAAAUGAGAGAAAGAGAGAGAGAGAAAAGGGGGGAAAAUUAAGAAAAA
This is a messenger RNA of Notechis scutatus (mainland tiger snake), 1302 nucleotides long. The record is from RefSeq and is a predicted model, not a curated record. NCBI's taxonomy places the organism in Eukaryota, Metazoa, Chordata, Lepidosauria, Squamata, Elapidae.